AUUUUAUAUUCUCUUUCUGCGUAACUUCACAUAAUUUCUCUGGUCUUCCUGUAUUUAGUAUUUAUGUACAGUCGAUGAUCAUUGAUUGCAACUUUGCGUGAUUCGCCAUUUCCUUACUGAACGGUAAGGUCAUCAUUUUAUCGGCCGAAGUGCUCAAUAUACAAUACGUCAGCGUAUCUGCGUUCGUGAUUCAGCAAAACGAUAAUUACAUUUCUUAACGAAACGAUAGUUGUUACAGGCGAGCUACAUUUUACAAACGAUUGUCGCUCAAGGAAGUAAUUGAAAGUUUUCGAAAAUGGUUAAGGCCGUGUGUGUUCUUCAGGGUGAAGUCAAAGGCACUCUCUAUUUCGAGCAAUCGGACAAUUCUAGUCCAGUCAAGGUCACGGGUCAAGUAACCGGUUUAAAACAAGGACUGCAUGGUUUUCACAUUCACGAAUUCGGUGAUAACACUAACGGUUGUACAAGUGCUGGGCCACAUUUCAAUCCAUUAAAAAAGGAUCAUGGUGGUCCUGAUGCAGAAGUACGUCAUGUUGGAGAUUUAGGAAAUGUUGAAGCAAAUGCAAGCGGUGUUGCUAAUGUCAAUAUAACUGACAAAGUCAUCCAGCUCCAAGGACCACACAACAUUAUUGGCAGAACAUUGGUGGUUCAUGCAGAUCCAGAUGACCUUGGUAAAGGUGGAGUUGAAUUAUCAAAAACAACAGGAAAUGCUGGAGCUCGUCUUGCUUGUGGUGUUGUUGGAAUUGCAGCCUAAAUAUAUAUUCUGUUAUAAUAUUAAAAACAAUACAAAUUACUAUUAGAAAUUACACAAUGUUACAUCUAUUAUAGAUUGAAUAUGAGUUCAAAUAGCAUUCCUAAUUUCGUAUAAUAAAUCUUUUACAUAUGUAAACCAUGGUACAGGUUCAAUAAAGUAAUACUAUUAUAACACUA
Messenger RNA from Bombus huntii, 927 nucleotides. It is a transcript of the gene Sod1, whose product is annotated as superoxide dismutase [Cu-Zn]. Gene Ontology annotation, biological process: removal of superoxide radicals. Gene Ontology annotation, molecular function: superoxide dismutase activity; copper ion binding. Lineage: Eukaryota; Metazoa; Arthropoda; Insecta; Hymenoptera; Apidae. Bases 296 to 751 code for a protein of 151 amino acids. The transcript has 4 exons. The record is from RefSeq and is a predicted model, not a curated record.